AUGGGAAAACGAACUCUAAAAAAGAUAAAUGAGAAGGAUGAGCUGAUCGUUGCCAGCGAUGCCCAAGCAAAUUCUGUUGAGCAGAUGUCAUUGGACCAGCUUUUCAAGGAACUUGCAAAAGAGACCAAGGGCAGCGAUGAGGCCACACAAGACCCCGAAAACGAAUUCGAAAAAUUACAGAAAGAGGUCUCAACACUCCCGAAAAUCGAGUGUGAACUUGAGCUCAAAUCAGAUCCCAAGGCUAUCAAGCCACAGACUAAAUCUUUCGUGGUGAACGUGAACGAUCCAAUCAUGGUUGUGCGCAAGAAGAGCAAAGAAGAGCCAACUGAUGCUGGCUCCAAAUGGUUUGGCAUGAAAAAGCCCGAGAUGACUGAUGCAUUGAAACGUGACCUUCUUGUUCUCAAGAAUAGAAGUGUUUUAGAUCCGAAGAGACAUUACAAAAAGGAGAAGUGGGAAGUUCCCAAAUUCUUUGAGACAGGUACUGUUGUGGAAGGUAAUACUGAAUUCUAUUCUGCUCGCAUGAACAAAAAGGACCGUGGAAGAACCUUGGCAGACGAAAUAUUGCAAGAUAGUGCUGCUAACACUUACUUCAAGAGAAAGUAUGGCGAGAUUCAAAAGAAAAAUAGCAGUGGAAGUCAACUGCGUUACAAAAAAAUCAAGUCUAAGAGACAGGGUCAUUAG
This is a messenger RNA of Australozyma saopauloensis, 681 nucleotides long. RefSeq lists its product as uncharacterized. Gene Ontology annotation, molecular function: RNA binding. Gene Ontology annotation, cellular component: nucleolus. Gene Ontology annotation, biological process: RNA processing. NCBI's taxonomy places the organism in Eukaryota, Fungi, Ascomycota, Pichiomycetes, Serinales, Metschnikowiaceae. The record is from RefSeq and is a predicted model, not a curated record. Bases 1 to 681 code for a protein of 226 amino acids. The transcript has a single exon.